GCAGCCCUGGGGAGGUCGGGGUCCUACCCCAGGAGGAGCCGCCGGCUAGAGCAGGCGACUGACUGAGCUGCGCUCCCGGGAAACGCGGCGGCGCAGCGAAGCUAGCGGGGCCUGGACUGACAGAUAAGUGGCGCAGCCGGGUCGGCGAGCGAGCGGACUGGCGAGUGCGGGGCGCAGUCAUGAUCACCUCAGCCGCUGGAAUUAUUUCUCUUCUGGAUGAAGAAGAACCACAGCUUAAGGAAUUUGCACUACACAAAUUGAAUGCAGUUGUCAAUGACUUCUGGGCAGAAAUUUCUGAGUCUGUAGACAAAAUAGAAGUUUUAUAUGAAGAUGAAGGUUUCCGGAGUCGGCAGUUUGCAGCCUUAGUGGCAUCUAAAGUAUUUUAUCACCUGGGAGCUUUUGAGGAGUCUCUGAAUUAUGCUCUUGGAGCAGGUGAUCUCUUCAAUGUCAAUGACAAUUCUGAGUAUGUGGAGACUAUUAUAGCAAAAUGCAUUGAUCACUAUACCAAGCAGUGUGUGGAAAAUGCAGAUUUGCCUGAAGGAGAAAAAAAACCGAUUGACCAGAGAUUGGAAGGCAUUGUGAAUAAAAUGUUCCAGCGAUGUCUAGAUGACCGCAAGUAUAAGCAGGCUAUCGGCAUCGCUUUGGAGACAAGAAGACUAGAUGUCUUUGAGAAGACCAUACUAGAAUCGAAUGAUGUCCCGGGAAUGCUAGCUUAUAGCCUCAAGCUCUGCAUGUCUUUAAUGCAGAAUAAACAGUUCCGGAAUAAAGUACUAAGAGUCCUAGUUAAAAUCUACAUGAACUUGGAGAAACCUGAUUUCAUCAAUGUUUGUCAGUGUUUAAUAUUCUUAGAUGAUCCUCAAGCUGUGAGUGACAUCUUAGAAAAACUGGUGAAGGAAGACAACCUCCUCAUGGCCUAUCAGAUCUUCUUUGAUUUGUAUGAAAGUGCCAGCCAACAGUUUCUCUCCUCUGUGACCCAGAAUCUUGGAACUGUGGGCACCCCCAUUGCCUCUGUGCCUGGCUCCACCAACACAGGCACUGUUCCAGGUUCUGAGAAAGACAGUGAGAUGAUGGAGACAGAAGACAAGACAGGCCGUACACUUGCUGGAAAGACACCAGAUGUGCAGAGUCCAGAGCCCAAGGACCAGACUUUGAAAAUGAUUAAAAUUUUAAGCGGUGAAAUGGCUAUUGAGUUACAUCUGCAAUUUCUAAUACGGAAUAAUAACACAGACCUCAUGAUUCUAAAAAACACAAAGGAUGCAGUACGAAAUUCAGUAUGCCACACAGCAACUGUCAUAGCAAACUCUUUCAUGCACUGUGGGACUACCAGUGACCAGUUUCUUAGAGAUAACUUGGAAUGGUUGGCCAGAGCCACUAACUGGGCUAAAUUUACUGCUACAGCCAGUUUGGGUGUAAUUCAUAAGGGUCACGAGAAGGAAGCAUUGCAGUUAAUGGCAACCUACCUUCCCAAAGACACGUCUCCAGGGUCAGCCUACCAGGAAGGUGGGGGGCUUUAUGCACUAGGGCUCAUCCAUGCCAAUCAUGGUGGUGACAUAAUCGAUUACCUGCUGAAUCAGCUCAAGAAUGCCAGCAAUGAUAUCGUUCGGCAUGGAGGCAGCCUGGGCCUUGGUUUGGCUGCCAUGGGAACUGCACGCCAGGAUGUUUAUGAUUUGCUAAAAACCAACCUUUACCAGGAUGAUGCUGUGACAGGAGAAGCAGCUGGCCUGGCCCUAGGUUUGGUUAUGUUGGGCUCUAAAAAUGCCCAGGACCCAAUUCUUCGAAGGUCUGGAAUGUAUACAGUGGCCAUGGCUUAUUGUGGCUCUGGUAACAACAAAGCUAUUCGACGCCUGCUACAUGUUGCUGUCAGCGAUGUUAAUGAUGAUGUUAGGAGGGCAGCAGUCGAAUCACUUGGCUUCAUUCUAUUCAGGACCCCUGAGCAGUGUCCCAGUGUGGUCUCUCUGCUGUCCGAGAGUUACAACCCCCAUGUGCGCUACGGAGCCGCGAUGGCCCUGGGCAUCUGCUGUGCUGGUACAGGAAACAAGGUGAAUCAGUUCCGACAGCUGUAUUCCAAAGUUAUCAAUGAUAAGCAUGAUGAUGUCAUGGCCAAGUUUGGCGCUAUUCUGGCCCAGGGCAUACUAGAUGCAGGUGGCCAUAAUGUUACAAUCUCCUUACAGUCCAGAACCGGGCACACACAUAUGCCUUCUGUGGUUGGCGUCCUUGUCUUUACCCAGUUCUGGUUCUGGUUUCCUCUCUCACACUUUCUGUCAUUGGCUUAUACCCCUACCUGUGUCAUCGGCCUGAACAAGGAUUUAAAGAUGCCGAAGGUGCAGUAUAAAUCAAACUGUAAACCAUCCACAUUUGCGUAUCCUGCACCUCUGGAAGUACCAAAAGAAAAAGAAAAGGAAAAGGUUUCUACUGCUGUGUUGUCUAUUACUGCCAAAGCCAAAAAGAAGGAAAAAGAAAAAGAAAAAAAGGAGGAAGAGAAAAUGGAAGUGGACGAAGCAGAGAAAAAAGAAGAAAAAGAGAAGAAAAAGGAACCUGAGCCAAAUUUCCAGCUGUUGGAUAACCCAGCCCGAGUUAUGCCUGCCCAGCUGAAGGUCCUUACCAUGACAGAGACCUGUAGAUACCAACCUUUCAAGCCACUGUCCAUCGGAGGCAUCAUCAUUCUGAAGGACACCAGCGAAGACAUUGAGGAACUGGUGGAACCUGUGGCGGCACAUGGCCCCAAAAUCGAGGAGGAAGAGCAAGAGCCAGAGCCCCCAGAGCCCUUUGAGUAUAUCGAUGACUAAGAGACCAGACGAGCUCUGGCCACUCAAAGCCCGGCCAGCUGUGGAGAGCGCGGCCAGCUGUGGAGAGCGCGCGGUGGGAGCCCUCGCAGGACCAGC
This is a messenger RNA of Octodon degus (degu), 2882 nucleotides long. RefSeq names its product proteasome 26S subunit, non-ATPase 1 (gene Psmd1). The coding region runs from base 180 to 2786 and encodes 868 amino acids. Gene Ontology annotation, molecular function: enzyme regulator activity. The record is from RefSeq and is a predicted model, not a curated record. Gene Ontology annotation, cellular component: proteasome storage granule; nucleus; proteasome regulatory particle, base subcomplex. Gene Ontology annotation, biological process: proteasome-mediated ubiquitin-dependent protein catabolic process; regulation of protein catabolic process. NCBI's taxonomy places the organism in Eukaryota, Metazoa, Chordata, Mammalia, Rodentia, Octodontidae. The transcript has 24 exons.